UGGUUUCAUUCGCACAAAGCGGAAGAAGAUUUGUAUGAAAAUACUUGUGAUAGCGUGCCAGGAAUCCGCCCGCUUCCGUGAUUGGCAGUGGAGGUGCCACGUGCUUCCGAGAGCCUACAGGGACCUGCACACAUCACGCCGCGCUACUACACACACUUCCCCACUGGACUUACACUACCGGCGCACAGUCAUACUAGCUUGAAGACAGGAGACAGCACCAUGGCAGCUCAGAAUGGCUUUGAUAUUGAUGCUCCACGCUGGGAUCAGUCCACGUUUAUGGGUCGUCUCAAACACUUUUUUAACAUUACGGACUGUCGCACCGCUCUCCUGUCUAAUGCCAAACUGGAUGAAGCAAAAGCCUUAGUGGAUAGUUGCAGAGCAGGCUCAAUCCCUCCAGGUACAACUGAGGAACAGCUGCAUUAUGCCAAGAAGCUCUAUGACUCAGCAUUUCACCCUGAUACUGGUGACAGGAUGAAUUUGAUUGGCAGAAUGUCUUUCCAAGUGCCAGGGGGCAUGGCCAUAACGGGCUUCAUGCUGCAGUUCUACAGGACGGUGCCUGCAGUUGUGUUUUGGCAGUGGGUAAAUCAGUCCUUCAAUGCUCUAGUCAAUUACACCAACCGCAACGCUGCCUCCCCCAUCACACCAAAACAGAUCGGUGUGGCUUAUGCAACUGCAACAAGCACCGCAUUGGCCACUGCUGUGGGUCUGAACCUCUACACAAAGAAAGCACCUCCUUUGGUGGCUCGCUGGGUGCCUUUUGCAGCCGUGGCUGCAGCUAACUGUGUAAAUAUCCCUAUGAUGAGACAACAGGAGAUCUUGAAUGGCAUUGCAGUCACAGACGAAAAUGGCAAUAAACUUGGUGACUCGAGAAAAGCAGCAGUAAAGGGCAUUACACAGGUCGUCAUUUCUCGAAUUGCCAUGGCGGCACCGGGCAUGAUCAUUCUUCCUAUUGUAAUGCAGAGAAUAGAAAAAUACAGAUUUAUGCAGAAAAUUACAUUUCUUCAUGCACCAUUGCAAGUUAUGAUGGUUGGAGUAUUCCUGAUCUUCAUGGUCCCUGCAGCGUGUUCACUGUUUCCACAGAGAUGCUCUCUGCCUGUGUCCAAGCUGGAGCCAGAGCUCCAGGAAACCAUCAUUUCCCAGUAUGGUGACAGCAUCACCCAUGUUUAUUUCAACAAGGGCUUGUGAUACUGUUACUGUUAUGCUUCUCUUAGGCUGGAGGAACAUUGUCUGAUCCUGAUCUUGGCCAAUCCUGAAAGGCCAGUUCGAGUGAUAUUCAUUCACAUAGGACAGCUUAUUUUUUAAUGUUUUAAUUGCAUUACAUUUCUACAGUAUUUGACAGUGUUUAGAGGAAAAUAGUGUUUGCUGUAACCUGCAGGUUUUUUGCCUACUUUUGGAUAACCUCCAGGACAUCCUUGUUUUUGCUCCAUUUCAACUCUUGAAAUAGGCCAGACAAUCAGCAGGUGGACACUGGUCUUCCUGGCUUAGCUGAUGUGUGAGCUGGACUUUAAUCAAAUAUGGACUUUUAAUGGAAUGUUGAUUGGGUAGAAAAGUACAGCAUGUCCCAAAAGUCUCCAGACUUAGGGGAAAGUAAUGCUUUUCAGCAAAAUGUAACUUUAUUUACAAAACA
Messenger RNA from Clarias gariepinus (North African catfish), 1627 nucleotides. RefSeq names its product sideroflexin 2 (gene sfxn2). Gene Ontology annotation, biological process: serine import into mitochondrion; monoatomic ion transport. Lineage: Eukaryota; Metazoa; Chordata; Actinopteri; Siluriformes; Clariidae. Bases 220 to 1185 code for a protein of 321 amino acids. The record is from RefSeq and is a predicted model, not a curated record. Gene Ontology annotation, cellular component: mitochondrial inner membrane. Gene Ontology annotation, molecular function: monoatomic ion transmembrane transporter activity. The transcript is spliced from 13 exons.